UGAUUCUCCUCUUCUCCGGCGCUGCUGAUAAAAAGAUGUCUGCUAGAGGUCGAGGACGAGGUGGUCGCGCAAUGACACCUCACGGGGUGACUAUUGGAUCAGUGCUUACUCCUGUGUCAUCCAUGCCAAGUAAUAAUAUAGAGCAAAACUCAUCUCCUGCUCCACUUAUAUCCGAGUCGGCGCAACCAAAUGUAUCCUUGACACCUGCAAAUGCAUCUGUAACUAAGAACGUACAUGGGAAAACUAAAGGUUUAGCACUAGCCAAGGUUCAUGGGGGCGGAAAGAAGGAGAAACUGGGAUUUUCUCGAACACUUGGACAACCUAAGAGUGAAAAUAAUGAUGACUUGACUAGGUUCACGGUUCACCACAGAGAUAGGUGUUAUUGUUUUGCAAUUUGCCCCUUUACAAGCAAAAGGUGGGAGAAGGUGCCCGGAGAUGCAAAGGAUAGCUGUAUUUGA
Rhododendron vialii is the source of this 458-nucleotide messenger RNA. RefSeq lists its product as uncharacterized. The record is from RefSeq and is a predicted model, not a curated record. The coding region runs from base 36 to 458 and encodes 140 amino acids. The transcript is spliced from 3 exons. Lineage: Eukaryota; Viridiplantae; Streptophyta; Magnoliopsida; Ericales; Ericaceae.